Cajanus cajan (pigeon pea) is the source of this 658-nucleotide messenger RNA. NCBI's taxonomy places the organism in Eukaryota, Viridiplantae, Streptophyta, Magnoliopsida, Fabales, Fabaceae. The record is from RefSeq and is a predicted model, not a curated record.
GAAAAUCCACGAAGUGAGCCAAAGAGAGAAAAAGAUAUAUAGUUAAGGUGAGAAAAUAAUGGGUGUUUUCACUUGUGAAGUCGAGCACGUUUCCCCCAUCUCCGCUGCAAAAUUUUACAAAGCCGUUGUUGAAGAUUGUGUCACUCUGUGGCCAAAAGCAAUGCCAAAAAUCAUUAAGAGCGUUGAAUUCACUGAAGGAGAUGGAGGGCCAGGAACCAUUUGCAAGCUUACUCUUCUUAAAGGAUAUUGGAUGAGCCAAGUAGACGCGAUUGAUAAAGCAAAGUUUGAGUUCAAGUAUACUGUGAUUGAAGGAAUGAUAUUGGGGAACCAAUUGGAGAAGAUCUAUAAUGAUCUCAAAGUGGUUGAAAGGGAAGAUGGAGGAUGCAUUGUGAAGAAGAUAAUAAAAUUCUAUACCAAAGACAAUGAAAUAUACGAUGAAAAAAAUUUGAAGUUUAAUAAGGACAAAACACUUCUCUUCUUCAAGACCCUUGAGGAUUUCCUUCUGGCUAAUCCUGAUUACAACUAAGUCAGUGUUAAUUAAUUAUGUUAUCCUUUUCUAUUUUGCAUGUCGUGUUGCUUUAUUUUCAAAUAAUUAAUAUUUCACUAGAGUGGUAUCAUGUAUCUAUAUUUAGUACUUGGUACAGUUCUAUUUUCCUUA